Messenger RNA from Hevea brasiliensis (rubber tree), 1889 nucleotides. RefSeq lists its product as uncharacterized. The record is from RefSeq and is a predicted model, not a curated record. Gene Ontology annotation, cellular component: nucleus; tRNA methyltransferase complex; cytosol. Gene Ontology annotation, molecular function: protein binding; tRNA (guanine(46)-N7)-methyltransferase activity. Bases 369 to 1667 code for a protein of 432 amino acids. NCBI's taxonomy places the organism in Eukaryota, Viridiplantae, Streptophyta, Magnoliopsida, Malpighiales, Euphorbiaceae. Gene Ontology annotation, biological process: RNA (guanine-N7)-methylation. The transcript is spliced from 10 exons.
UUCUUCUGAUUAGUAUCAUGCUUAUUUGAUUUUAGGACAAAAAAAAAAAAAAAACAAUUUAUUUUCUUUUUUGUUUAACGUAGGAUUAAAAAUGUUAAAUUUUAGUUUUGGCAUAAUCUAAUAAAAAAAUAAUUUAUUUUUAGAAGUGUUUUUGUCAAAUUUUCAAACAAUUAAUGGAAAAUUGGAGGAAGAAACGAUCUUUAGUGAUACAAGAGAUCAGCUCGUUGGGCUGCUUCAGGUUCAGGGGAUAGGCCAGUUAUAUAUUCAAAACGUGUUACGAAAAGCCCGCACGCUAAAACCUCCUGAUCUGGAUGAGCGACAAAAACCCUAAAACCUAAAACCAACCUUUCCUUCAUUGGCACUUGAGCAUGGACGACACUCAAGUCGAAGCAGGAGACAACAACAGAGACAUUGAGGUGGCUCCGGCCUUGAUUAGUGUUCAUCCCAACCAGAAUUCCGUCGCAGUCGCCGUCGGAUCGGACCUCCGCAUCUUCGACCUCCGAGGGGGUUGCGGGGUAUCUUUGGUGGAUGAUUCUGCUCAGCCUUUUCAUAAGGAUUCAAUAAGAGCUAUUCGCUAUAGUGCAAAUGGGAAGCUUCUUGUAUCAGCCGCUGAUGAUAAGCUUGUCAAGAUAUGGUCUACCGACUCUUGGCGCUGCGUUAGUUCCGUUUGCUCAGAGAAAAGAGUGAGUGCAGUUGCUAUAAGCGAGGAUGGGUUGUAUGUUUGUUUUUCUGAUAAGUUUGGAGUUGUUUGGGUUGUGGAUUUGCAUGAGCUUGAAGGAAAUGAAUCUUUAGUCAGUAGAAAGGCUGCACCUUUGCUUGCUCAUUAUUGCAGCAUCAUCACUAGCCUGGAAUUUUCACCAGAUGGACAGUUUAUCGUUAGUGCAGAUCGUGACUUUAAGAUUCGUGUUACUGUGUUUCCAAAGAAGCCCUUAGAUGGAGCUCAUGAGAUACAAAGCUUUUGCCUUGGUCAUACAGAGUUUGUCUCCUGCCUUGCCUUUAUUUGCACGAUGGAUUACCCGCAGGGGUUUCUUGUUUCUGGCAGUGGUGAUUCUACAGUUCGCUUGUGGGAUAUUACAUCUGGGUUUCUUCUUGAUACUUGUGAAGUUGGUGCUAAGGCAGGACUUCUAGAGUCCAAUAGAAGUGAUGAGGGCUGUUCUACUGUCUCUGAUCUGUGCAUAAUUCUAGAUGGUAAUCUCAUUGCAGUGGCCAUCCAAAGCUUGCAAGGAAUAAUGCUGUUACACUGUGACCUUUCUUCCCGAACUCUCAAUGUCAUCAAGGUGGUUUCUAUCAUGGGAGAGAGCUUCAUUCCUACAAGCCUGGGGAGUAGCUCUCAUGCAGAAUUACUAUGGAUGGUAACUGGUGUCUCUAAAUUGAGUGGUUCUGAUUGCAACUCUUUGGCUCGAGUGAGGGUUCUUUCUGGUUUUAAGAAAAGUAAUCCUGAUUCUGUUGGCCAUGAGUUAACUGUGAUGAGAGAUGAUGAACUACCUGGAGCAGAGAAACUACUAGAGAAGUUGCAGGGAAGUGUGUCAAUUGAGGAGAAUGUUUUUUUAGCAGCCGCUGAAGCUGUGAAAACAGCAAUGUGUAAUUUGUUAAUUAAGAAGCAGUACUCCAUGGAGAAGAGAGAAUUUAGAAAGAGAAGUAGAAAUGAUAGGAAAAUCAAACAAUGAUAGACUCAACAGUUGUAACAACUAGUUCUGUCUGCUGAUUCAUGGGUUGGAGGCAUCUGAGCUUAAUUUAUUUUUGUAGUUGUCUUAGAUAGCCCUUCUAAUCUGUUAUUUCUUGUACAAUAAUAUUAGUAAACUUAAAACUCUCAUGAGAAGCUACAUAAAUCAUUUGCAGCUUUCAUGGUUGAAAUUGAGAGGAAAUGAUACUUGUUAUGAUUUCUGAGA